Bicyclus anynana (squinting bush brown) is the source of this 2790-nucleotide messenger RNA. It is a transcript of the gene Fbxo42, whose product is annotated as F-box only protein 42. The transcript has 3 exons. Bases 298 to 2109 code for a protein of 603 amino acids. Lineage: Eukaryota; Metazoa; Arthropoda; Insecta; Lepidoptera; Nymphalidae. The record is from RefSeq and is a predicted model, not a curated record. Gene Ontology annotation, molecular function: protein binding.
UAUUGUUAUCAAUUGUUAUUGUCAAUGUCAUUAUUUGUCAAUUGUCAAAUUGUCGAAUUGUUUUGUGAUUAAUAUUUUAAAAAUUAUUUUAUUCUCUAAUUUUUUAAGAUAAAUAUUAUUUUUGAAGUUAAUCUGGACGCAAGUACUAUUUAAGUAAUACCAGGAAGUAAAAUAUAAAUCCAUGAAAUUGUUUGUGCUUUAAUGUUUUAUUAAAUUGUUUUGCACUCCAAAAUAAUUAUUAAAAAUGGAUAUGGAUAUAAAAUUUAUGCGAAAAUAGAUUAUUUAAAGUUGUCUAUUAUGGAUACAAUGCUGGGACAACCCUUACAAACUUUAGAAAUAACAAUUGAAGACCUCCCUGAUGAGGUUUUGGAAUUUAUUUUAGGAUUUCUGCCACCUUACAAAGACCUUCAAAAUUGUAUGAGUGUUUGUAAAAGGUGGUGCAAUUGCGCCCAUAAUGUAUUACAUAAAACUUCAAUUAAGCUGAUCAAAGCAAUUGGUGAUUUCAAUAUAUUAUGGAAAAAUGUGGCACCCACUGAUGUGGUACCAACAAUUACAAAAAGGUUUUCACACUCAGCUUGUAUCCUGGAGAAUAAUAUGUACAUCUUUGGAGGAUGCACCACUAACGCCACAUCAUUCAAUGAUUUGUGGAGGUUUGAUCUCUCUAGACGGCAGUGGGUAAGACCUCUGGCGACCGGCACAUAUCCUGUUCCUAAAGCAUACACAACCAUGGUUGACUAUAAAGACUGUCUGAUUGUUUUUGGAGGCUGGACUUACCCAUCUAUGUCUCAAUACUAUCAAAAUGUUACAAUGUUUAAUGACAUUCAUUUCUAUUGUAUUAAAACAAAUAAAUGGAUAUUAAUAAAUGCUACAAAUCCUCCACCGCCAAUGGCUGGACAUUCAGCAUGUAUCAAAGGGGAUGAAAUGGUUGUCUUUGGUGGUUUGAUAAUGUCUGCAGCCCAAAAUUUUCAAAUACAAUGCUCAAAUGAUAUAUGGGUACUGAAUUUAUCAACAUGCAGCUGGAGGAAGCAACCAUCAACCUUACCUAGUCCAUCACCUCGAUAUGCCCAAUCUCUUAUUAGACUAGACUGUGACAGGCUAAUGUUGCUUGGAGGUGUUCAAACUUUGCACAAUCGCUUUGUCUAUAGCGAUUGCUGGAUACUCACUAUGAAAGGGCCUAUAUGGACUUGGAAAGAGAUAGCUGUGAGAAAUAAAGAAUGGGCUUCUGCCAAUGUAUGGUGUAAUCCUGCCUGCCGUGUGGGGGACAAGGUAGUUAGUCUAAGCAGAAGCAGAAAUGGUUGGAACAGUGCUAAACCAAUGGUAACCUCUGCAGUUCGCCUGUCUAAUCUAAACAGAGCAGAAGGAGCACCAGUUGCAGUAAGAGUUGAGCAAAGUCUGCAGAGACCUUUAGACAGAGAUCACAAUAUCAAUGGAAGACGUGGAGUAUUACCUAGACAAAGAGUUCCUGCAAACGAGCCAGUAGCUGGUCCAAGUAAUGAACCAGAAAAGGGGGAAAAUUCUAGACACAAUAAUGAAAAUGUUACAAGCCAAGCUAAUGCUUCUUCUAGUGGAGAAUCUAGGCAGUCGCUUAAUAAUAUUGAUGCAGCUAAAAAAGAGUCUGCAUUGAGAAGAAAUAAAAAUAAGAAUAAAGGCAUGAAGAUUGUUAGACAGUUGCAAGAAGCUAAUAAAUAUAGGAUGGCUGCAUUUGCAUGUGACUCGACUGGAAAUAAUGCCCCACCAGAAAAUGACCUUAUUAAUCAAAGACAAAUAGCACAUUUGGAAAACAGAUUAGAGCCAAUCCCUGAAAACCAACAACAGAGGCCACCAGCGGUAAAAAAGAUCAAAAGGAAUACUUUGGCAAUGCAUGUCUUGGAUAUAUCCACUGUGGUUAAUGGGAAUUCAAUGAAUUAUGUGUCAUGGUUAUGUCCUCGACUUGGAGAAAUGCAUGGUGCACCAGAAGAGCUGGUCAUGUAUUCAUUAGUCAAAGGCAAUGGAGAGUUAAUAAUGUUUGGCGGUGUUCAUAAUGAUAUUAGUAUUUUAAAUUAUUCUGAGCAACAGAAUAUGUAUUCAAAUUCAUUGCAUUUUAUAACACCACCUAGGGAUGUCAUUUGAAGAUAUUUUUGUUAUGUAAGUUGUUUUUUAAAAAAUAUGUUGUGUUGUGACUAUACUAAGAUUUGUAAUUUAUCUGAGUAUAAAAAUUAUAUGAUGUGUAAUGAUGAAUGUGAUAUAGUUGCAUAUUUUUUUCAAGCAACAUAGGUAGUCCAUUUCUGACUCGGAGAGUCAGUAUAAUAUGUAACAAUAACCAAUAUUACUAUCUUGAUACCUAUUAAUGUUACAGAAAUACUUUCAGCAGUAAAAUCAAAAUAAGUGUGUUUUCUCAAAUAAAGUUCAUUAUCAUGCUAUAAUAAGAGCCUUUAUUCUUCUUUUAUGACAAAGGCUUUCUCUAAACUUUUCCGCACUUACUGAUCCCUUACAUGCAUAAUUAACAUGAUAUAAAACAAAAACAAGCUUUGAAGAAAUGUUCUUGAAGCAUUAUAAAGAAUUGAUUUACAAAUUUCCAUUAUUUAAGGAUAAUUUAUUAUAUAUCAAGCUAUUUGUACACAUGUAUUGCUUAAUAUUCUCAAAUAUAAACAAAAUCUCAUACAGUAAUCCAACUUGCUUUCACCAAUCAUUGCUAAAACAAGAUUUAUUAAUUUUCAUCUAAUAAUAAUCUGAUCUUUAUCAAAUUAUUAUUAGAUGAAAAUCCCAAGUAAUUCUUAUAUGGUUUAGUUACUUAAAUUAUAUAUGAACAAU